Messenger RNA from Triticum aestivum (bread wheat), 3158 nucleotides. RefSeq names its product protein TRIGALACTOSYLDIACYLGLYCEROL 2, chloroplastic. The transcript is spliced from 4 exons. Gene Ontology annotation, molecular function: phospholipid binding; lipid carrier activity. The record is from RefSeq and is a predicted model, not a curated record. Gene Ontology annotation, cellular component: chloroplast inner membrane. The coding region runs from base 115 to 1083 and encodes 322 amino acids. Lineage: Eukaryota; Viridiplantae; Streptophyta; Magnoliopsida; Poales; Poaceae.
UCGCUCGAUGCGCACCAUCAUCAUCCCGAGCUCAUCUCUCUUCUUCCUCCGUUCCCCUCGUCGGAAAAGAGGGAGGAAAAAAAUUACCUCCUUCCACAACCGCCGUCCCCCGAGAUGCGCCGCCUAGCUGCUGCUCCUCCCCGCCCACUUCUCCACCCGCACGUAUCCCCCGCGCUCGGAGUCCUGCAACAGCAUGGCCGAGUAGCGAUGGCAAGGACGACCCCCGUAGCAUGCUGCUCCUACCUCCUACCAAAUCGCAGGACGCUCAGCCAGGGCGCCGAAUUCGAACCUCUACGAUCCAGAUCGACCGAUCGGGACCGGGGCUCCGCAAUGGCCCGAGCGAAGCCCGUAUCCGCGAGCGGCGGCGAGGCGUCGCCGGAUGGCGGCAUGAACCCGUUCGCCCCGCUCGUCGAGCUGUGGCGCCGGACGGUGCAGCCGCUAGGGGACUACGGAUUCGGCAAGCGCAGCGUUUGGGAAGGCGGCGUGGGGCUCUUCAUGGUCUCCGGGGCGGCCCUGCUGGCACUCGCGCUCGCGUGGCUCCGGGGGUUCCAGCUGCGCUCGCGCUUCCGCAAGUACAGCGCCGUGUUCGAGUUCAGCCAGGCGUGCGGGAUCUGCGUUGGCACGCCCCUCAGGAUACGCGGUGUCACCGUCGGGAGCGUCGUCCGCGUCGACUCUUCACUCAGGAGUAUUGAUGCCUAUGUUGAGGUUGAAGAUGAUAAAAUUAUUGUGCCCCGUAAUUCAUUUGUUGAGGUGAAUCAAUCUGGCCUCCUAAUGGAGACAAUGGUCGAUAUUACACCAAAAGAUCCACUCCCAACACCUUCAGUUGGUCCACUGGACGCAGACUGUUCCAAAGAAGGCUUAAUCCUCUGUGACAAAGAGAGAAUGAAAGGACAACAAGGAGUAAGCUUAGAUGCAAUGGUGGGUAUAUUUACCCGUCUAGGAAGAGACAUGGAGGAAAUUGGUGUUCAUAAAAGCUUCAAGUUAGCAGAAAAGGUUGCAUCUAUAAUGGAAGAAGCACAACCUCUCCUUUCACGGAUUAGGUCAAUCAUAUCGCUGUUGCAUACCUACCCUGGCACUGGCUAGCAUGCUUGGCCAGUACUGUUUCAGGACCAUCAUCGAGAAGAAGGGACCUCCACUCAGUUGGAAUGUGGUGUUUGGUUUUUCUUCUCUGUUUGCGAAAGGAGGGUGGCUGAUGCUUUCUCCAUACAUGCAGUUUUCUGGACGUUAACGUAUUUGCAGAAAAUAGAGAAAUAUGGUGGUCACUUGUUCUGCCAUUAAAUUUCAUAAGCAUCAACUUAAAAUGUUAGUGAUGGAACAGAUUGAAGCAUUAGCUGAAGAAGUUCAACCUUUGCUCUCGAAGGUGGGUGAUAGUGAUCUGGUGAAGGAUGUGGAGACUAUAGCUAAAGGCCUGGCUGACGCAUCUGGUGAUUUAAGGUAGUGCUUUUAAGGGCAUCACUUGUUGUAAUAUAUUCCUUGCACAAAUCAAACUUGAUUUUAAUAAAAACUUGCUUUGCAUUCCGAAGAGGUAAUACUGGACCCAAAAUAUUUUGUUGGAAAGAAGCAGAGUAAAUAUAAGGGUGAAUAUAGACUGCUUGAUUAGAUCACUGUUCUCAGGGGUAAGCAUGGAAGACUUCAACCUUCUGCACAAGGACAGGUAAAAUACAAAGAGUGAAGGUCAUCUACCACUUCUUGCAUACUGUACUACAUUCCAAAGGUUAUAGGAAAGCGGAAACAGCAGUUGCUAUGAUUUCCAAUGCAGAUAACACUGCGUUUGGAUGUCUUCAUUGGAGCCCAGGAAAUGGAUUUGGUAAUCAUCUAGGGUCAAUACGGACGUUUGGCUGGACACCAAAUUCGUAUUGGAAAUGAAAGAGCAAUUCAGGCCCGUUUUCGCUCCGUGAAAAUCUUCCUCCCACGUUUCGGAGGGGUGGCGCUCCGAAUUGGCCCGAUUUCGCUAUCUCCCGCAAAACUUACCGCUUCAGCCCACGAAAGAGAAAUAGAAGGCAGCGAAGGGGAAUGAGAGGGGCGAACUCGAGCACUGACCUAGGUCGUGCCGGCGGCGACCUAGUAGCAGGUGGCGGCGGCGACCACCACGGCGGCCGGCGGCGGCGCAGUCCCGCCCCUCCCCUCUUCCCCACCCCAUUUCCCGUCGCCCCUCGCCAUCUCCCGUCGCCCUGUGCUGCGCCCCGCCAUGGAGGUCGACGGCGGCCCAGGACCGGCGCGCCCCGUCGUCAGCUCCGCCCUUCUAGCCAGGUGUGGCCGUCGUCCUUGCCUAUCGUUGCCUGGCUCAAGUCCUCCUUUGUCCACGAGUUGCAGCUCCUUCUAUACAACACUCCACCAUUACGUAUGUACGAGCUGCUCCUCUUUUUGUGCAGCCACAACACUGCUCCACCAUGGAUCCAUGGCUACGGCCUAGAUCUUCUUGUCAAACCCCUCCAAAUCAUGAAAAUCCCUCUAUCUUUGCACCAUUUUUAAUUUUUUCCAGUUUUAUCUACUGUGCAGAUCAGGGAAGUUUUGUUGAUUUCGCUUUUCCUGAUGUAUUUUUAGAAUAUUUAUUUAUUUUCGUUGCUAUAUAUUCAUUCGUAUUCAGAUUACAUUUUUGAGUCAUGUAGGGCAAGGUAUAACCUGGUAAGGUAAUGUAGCUAUACAAUUCCAAAGUUUGUCAUCCAAACAUGAUUUGGUAUUGGAAGCUCAGAGGCAUUUCAAGGGCCAAUUCACUAGACAACCAAACAGGUGAAUUCGUAUUCGUGCCAUUUCAGUUUCCUCACUGAUUUGGAAUUCGGACCAAUACAAUACGGAGCUCCCCAAUGGAGACAUCCAAACGAAGCGUGAAGAACAUUGAGAGUAUCAGCUCGGACAUCUCUGGUUUCACCCGCGAGGCGACACGGCGGAACAUCAAGCUGCUGAUCAAGUCCCUCAGCAGACUAUUGUGACCCCUCAGUUGAACUGAACAGCGUGGAUAUGGGUAGAGUAGGCCAUCCGUCCUGAUGGGGUCGGAGCAUCUUUAAGAAGAUAAGCUGAGUUUUUUUUUUCUGCAUUCUUGGCAAGAAAAGCAGUAUUUAUUGUUGUCGUCGAGUUAUGCUAGGCCCAUUUUUGUUUUGUGUUUUGUGCAGCACGGUUGUGGUUGAGCAAGUGUAAACAAGGAAUACUCCCAUUGUUUC